This is a messenger RNA of Sorex fumeus (smoky shrew), 1518 nucleotides long. It is a transcript of the gene ADH7, whose product is annotated as alcohol dehydrogenase 7 (class IV), mu or sigma polypeptide. Gene Ontology annotation, molecular function: all-trans-retinol dehydrogenase (NAD+) activity; zinc ion binding. The record is from RefSeq and is a predicted model, not a curated record. The transcript is spliced from 9 exons. Gene Ontology annotation, cellular component: cytosol. Lineage: Eukaryota; Metazoa; Chordata; Mammalia; Eulipotyphla; Soricidae. Gene Ontology annotation, biological process: retinol metabolic process; retinoic acid metabolic process. The coding region runs from base 38 to 1162 and encodes 374 amino acids.
CUCUGGAAGAAAAAGUCCAGAACCUAGAGAAGACAGGAUGGCAACAGCCGGGAAAGUGAUCAAGUGCAAAGCCGCGGUGCUGUGGGAGCCCCAUAAGCCCUUUUCCAUCGAGGAAAUCGAAGUGGCGCCCCCGAAGGCCCAGGAAGUGCGGAUCAAGAUUCUGGCCACGGGAAUCUGUCGCACCGAUGACCACGUGAUCAAAGGGCUGAUGGAGUCGAAGUUCCCGGUGAUCGUGGGCCAUGAAGCCACAGGGAUCGUGGAGAGCAUCGGAGAAGGCGUCACCACGGUGAAGCCAGGCGACAAGGUCAUCCCUCUCUUCCUGCCUCAGUGCAGAGAGUGCAAUGCCUGCCGGAACCCAGAGGGCAACCUCUGCGUGAUGGCCGAUGUCACCGGCCGUGGGGUGCUGGCCGACGGCACCACCAGGUUCACAUGCAAAGGCCAGCCUGUCUACCACUUCAUGAACACCAGCACCUUCACCGAGUACACCGUGGUGAAUGAGUCAUCUGUGGCCAAGAUCGACGCCACGGCUCCCCCUGAGAAGGUCUGCCUGAUUGGCUGUGGGUUCUCCACGGGAUAUGGAGCAGCUGUGAGAACCGGCAAGGUCAGGCCUGGCUCCACCUGCGCAGUCUUCGGCCUGGGUGGGGUGGGCCUCUCCGUCAUCAUGGGCUGCAAGUCGGCCGGCGCAUCCAGGAUCAUCGGGAUCGACCUCAACAAGAGCAAGUUUGACAAGGCCAUGGCCGUGGGGGCCACGGAGUGCAUCAGCCCCAAGGACUCGCCCCAGCCGGUCAGCGAGGUGCUGUCAGAGAUGACUGGCAACAGCGUGGACUACAGUUUCGAGGUCAUCGGGCGCCUGGACACCAUGGUGGACGCGCUGGCCUCCUGCCACCCGAACUACGGGACAAGCGUGGUGGUGGGCGCCCCACCCUCUGCCCAGAUGCUCACCUUCAACCCCAUGAUCCUCUUCACGGGCCGCACUUGGAAGGGCUGCGUAUUUGGAGGCUGGAAAAGCAGAGAUGACGUUCCAAAACUAGUCGCUGAUUUCCUGGCAAAGAAAUUUGACCUGGACCAGCUGAUAACCCAUGUUUUGCCUUUCAAGAAUAUCAAUGAAGGCUUUGAGCUGCUCUAUUCAGGCGAAAGCAUCCGGACUGUCCUGACGUUCUAGAUUCCCGCGGCCAGAGUCAGCACUGGCCAGAGGGAGCAGGGGCCUCCUCCCGCAUGGCCCUCCUCGAGCCCAGAGGCACUCACAGAAGGAGACUUGGUGAAGAGAAACAGCCUCCGUGGAACUGGUCUGGAGAACCUUAUGAGCACACACAGGAAUUAAUGGGGUGGGGGUAGUGGGAGGAGAAUCUCUAAAAUGUAAUUUGCAUAUUCUAAGGCUGUAAUCGUACAUCUGGGGGCAUACUUAUAUUUUCCCGUUUGGGGAAUAUUUGAAGAAGAGUCUUAACCAUUGAGCAUGACUGAAGAGCAAAUAGAGCAUACACAGAGUCUCCAUUCCUUCUUGUGUGGUAUCUGCUGGAA